GUCUCAUCCAGUGAAGAGCUCACUGCGCAUGCGCACACAGACAUCAACCCGGAAGUGAAGCUGGUAAACAAGCGACCACGACGCGGCUCCGGAGACUUCUCCCGUUUCUAAUCUCCAAACUGCCGCCAACAUGUCUAAGAUCGAGCUGCUGCGGCUGCUCAUCAACCAGCGGCUCACCGCGGCGGCUGAGGAGAUCUUCGGGGUGUUCGGGAGGACCAUAGCGGAGUACGAGGAGGAGAUCUGCCGCUCCAAGCUGGAGAUAGACCGCCAGCGCCGGCUGCUGGAGCUCCGCAGGAAGCCGCAGGUCUCUCUGCGGGUCAGCCGCUCAGCUUUCUGUGAGCAUCAGGAGUGGAGCUCCAGUCUGAGCGAGAUAGAGCCUCCUCCCAUCAAAGAGGAGGAGGAGGAGGAGGAGGAAGAGGAGGAGGAGGUGCUGUGGCCGGCUCAGCAUGAGGAGGCAUCUCAGACGUCGGAGCAGAACGACGUCAAGUUCGUGUUGUUCCAGAGCGGUGGCGUGAGAAACGAGCAGGACGACGACCACAUGACCUCCUCGCUCUCAAAGCUCGAGGACCUGGAAGACUCGGAGUUGGACCCCCAGCCGGGCACCUCGGUCCAGCAGACCUGCCCGGACCUCGACGAGGACGCCCCCGAAGCUUCAGAUCUAGUUUCAGGUAACGGCCAGCUCGACUGUGUCGACCUGGACGCGCCGCUUUCCGAGGUGGUGGACUCGUACAUUUGCACCAUCUGCGGCCGCGCGUUCGCUCAGCGAUGCCACUGGGCCAAACACGUGCAGGUGCACCGCAAAAUCGAGACCAAAGUCGACAAGUCGUACACGUGUGACAUUUGCGGGAAGAAGCUCACGCGGUUUGACGGUUAUCAGAAACACUUGAGGAUUCACACGGGUGAAAAGCCGUACUGCUGUGACGAGUGCGGCCGCAGAUUCAGCGACAACUCGAAUUACAAACGACACAUUCGCACACACAUGGGACAGAAAACGCAGCAGAGCUGAGGCUGCGGGACUUAAAUGAUGUGUGAGCGAGCAGGAUGGACCGAGGUCGGUCUUAAAACGUUUUUAAUUAGAGCGCGGGUCCAUCAUUAUUAUUAUUAUUAUAAACAUUGCAAAGUAAAACCCAGAACAAAUUAUUUGACCACAGUCCGUGUUCAGGUUUUAAAAGGUUUUCAGGUUUUAUUUUUAGUUUGUCAAAGCGGACAAACUAAAACUAGUUUAUUGAAACUCGAUCAGAGUCGGAGGAGAAGGAACCGACCAACACGGUCAAACAUCAUUUUGUUCUGCUGCUAUGGAACAAGAGGACGAAUAUCAGGAUUUUAUGGCAUUUUUUCUUGCGUCAACAUUUCAUUGUGGAUCGAUAAAUGGACGGGACUUUUCAUAUUUAUCCACGUUGGUGUGAACACGGAUCAAGACAAAGAAGAGGAGACAUUUAUUAUAUUUUUAUAUAUUUCUAACAGACAUUUAUACACUGGAGGAAACAGUGAUUUUACACGUUCAUCAAACAUAUCUCACAGUCACAGGUGAUGUUUGCUGUCAGUUUAGACUUUCUGAUAUUUGACUUGUUCAUGAUGGAAGUCUAUUUUAUUUUUAUCUUAAUGGUAGCGAGGCGAAAAAAAAUUAUCCAGCAUUCAGUCCUGUUUUUGAUUAAGUCGGAACUACAUGGAGACAUGAAAGCCUGGUUUGUAUUUGGGAUGCCAGGAACAUUUUGAUCCCAGUUCAGGGACUCGUCAACUCAAAUAAACAUGGCUGCCAGUCAACAGGAAGUCAGUGAUGCUUUAACAAGACUGUACGACUUUUACUGAAGUAAUAAAACCACAUGAUUGAAAACU
This is a messenger RNA of Sebastes umbrosus (honeycomb rockfish), 1836 nucleotides long. Its product is annotated as zinc finger protein 771-like. Gene Ontology annotation, cellular component: nucleus. The coding region runs from base 131 to 1006 and encodes 291 amino acids. Lineage: Eukaryota; Metazoa; Chordata; Actinopteri; Perciformes; Sebastidae. The record is from RefSeq and is a predicted model, not a curated record. Gene Ontology annotation, biological process: regulation of transcription by RNA polymerase II. Gene Ontology annotation, molecular function: DNA-binding transcription factor activity, RNA polymerase II-specific; RNA polymerase II cis-regulatory region sequence-specific DNA binding. The transcript is spliced from 2 exons.